This is a messenger RNA of Manduca sexta (tobacco hornworm), 6228 nucleotides long. RefSeq lists its product as uncharacterized. The transcript has 14 exons. Gene Ontology annotation, molecular function: aldose reductase (NADPH) activity. Bases 417 to 5972 code for a protein of 1851 amino acids. Gene Ontology annotation, cellular component: cytosol. The record is from RefSeq and is a predicted model, not a curated record. NCBI's taxonomy places the organism in Eukaryota, Metazoa, Arthropoda, Insecta, Lepidoptera, Sphingidae.
CUAAUUGUGACCACCUAGCCGGCGCUCCUGAUUCAAGGAUUACCUGGUUUGGCAUUACGUAACAUUGACCUUCGCUUUUUGUAUUAAAAUCACAAAAAUGGCGCGAUUUUAAAUAAACUUUAAAAAUAGAACACAGUAAUUUUUAAAUUAAAUUUUCAUAUUGUUUGUAGAAGUAAAAAAAACUGGCCAAUUUUUUUAAACAUAUUUUUAUUGUUCUUUCCAGCCAGUAACUUUUUUUUUACUUUCAGUUAUUAUUAAAGUGAUAUCUAACUAUACAACAAAAUAAAAGUGCAUCAAGGUGAAUUUAUGAAUAAAAGUGUUGUUUUCUUUUUCAACCCUGUAACUAUGAAUGUGCAGUAAUCAGUUAUCGAUACCAGGCACUCGUAAUCUUUUUAUCUAAUGAUGAUAAAUUAUACAUGGAACACAGUCGCUUGCUGAAGUUCCUUGUGCCCGGCCGCAGUCAAUCCACAGAGAUGGCAGAAACACCAUCAUUCAAAGUACAGUACGAGUACCAAAACCCGGAAAACGUGGAAUCCGAAGUACCAGGCUCUCAGAAUAUCAGAGAGAUUACCGAGAAGGCCCACGAUGAGACCACAGAUGGCGCUGAAAUCCAAAACGGAGGCUACAUGAUCACUCGCAGUUACACGGAACAAAGCGGGACUGUGGAGGGAACCACAAUAACAAGAACCACUGUCACUCUCUCAACCAACUCUACGAGCCAGGAGCUGGUCAGAGAAGAGAAAACUAUGGUGUCCUCGGAAAAGACGGAAGCAGAAGACUCGAGGCCGAAGACUAAAAUACCGAAACUGAAGUUCAGACAGGCUGCUGAACGAGUGAAGAGAGAGAGAAGAUUGACUAGAGGGCUGACGGAACACGAGACUCACAUCCCAGUGCCAGCAACCCCGACCAAACUGUCGCGACUCAGCAAAAUACCACCACCUACCACCAAACCCGUAGUCCACAAACGCGACAGCGAAGAUAUAGAAGUAAUGCGGCCCGAUGAAGAAUUCGACAAAAUAUACGAGGAAAUUAUAGAGAACACACAAACCGACAUCGAAGUCAAACAUCCGGAAAUAAUCGAAAGUAAAUUCGAAGAAAUAAUUCAUGAUUAUGACGAAAACAAAGUUCAACCCAUCAAUGUUGAGAAGAUCAGGCAAAGCAGAAUACCUUCGCUUCGACGUAGGACCUCGGAACAAGCCGAAUCUAAAACAGUAGUAGUUAGUGAGAGAACUAAAAGCAGAUCAUUACCCCGGUUGAAAGAAAUUUCUAUGAGAGUCAAAGAAGAUGAAGGGCUGGGUCCAGUGAAAUAUUCUAGAACAAUUUCAACAGAGAACACUGGAGGAGGACAAAGGAGCGUUGUUGAAACUAGAAUUAUUAAAAAUCCAGACGUAAAGACAAAAGUUUCUAAAAUGAUUACAACUCAAACCAUCACCGGAGGGAAGGAAUUAAAUAAAAAUAUAGAGGGCAGCUCAAAAACUGUUACUGUGCACAGAACUGUACAAGUAACAAGUCAGGGUGCGGCAUCAGUUAGUAUUGAUAAAAAUAUUGAUCAAUCAAAUAUGCUACAGACUGAAAAUAUAAUGAAGGGGUCGAUUAGUAUAGGCUAUCCUACUUUUGAAGCUAAGAUGACAGAAAACAGCAAUGAAACGAAUAAAACCUCAACAGAAAUACGCGAAAGUGUCAAAAAUAUAAAUACUGAAAGCAAAAAUAUUACCUCUGAAGAGAAUAAGAUGGUUGUGCAACAAUCUCAGAGUAAUGUCUCGCUAACUACCAGCAAACUGGAGUCUAAUAUUAUUACACAAGUAACUACUACUAAAUCAGCAUCUAGCUAUGAACGGACUACUGGUGCUAAAGAGAUAGUAAGCAAUAAAAUCUAUACAAAUGACAAUAAUAAUACUGUCGAAAUUACAGAAUUAAGCCCGACCAUUGAACGUAGUAUGACUGUCACUAGUGUUGUAUCAACCGGAAAUGAUGAUGGACAAGUAAAAGAGAUAGAAAAACCUAAAACACCUACGCCUGAUAAGAAUAGUCGAACAAUAAUUACUGCGGAACGUAAUUUUGUAGAGGUUAGAAGUAAAAUUCCCACCAUUGAACGAAGUACGACUGUUACUCGUAUCAUAUCUUCAAGUAAUGAUGUAAAUGUAAAAGAAAUAAAAGAUUUUAAGAUAGAAGAGAGCAGCACUGUCGACGAAAUUACGACACAGCACAAUCUUGUGAAUACUGUUGGCACUACUACUAAAGCAUCAUCAAGCAUAGCCAAUGAAGAAAAGAUAACCAUAGAAGAACCUAAGUCACCACGGAAAGUAAACGGCGGUACUUUCGAAAAAGUAACAACAGAAAGUAAAAUUGUCAAUGUCCUGAAUAAAACUCCUGCCAUAGAGCGUAGUACAUCUGUAACACAUACAACGGAAUCCAACAACAUAAAAACACAGGAUAUAAAAUCUCCUACAGAUGAUAAAGAAGAGAAUUUGGAAAAAACUAUUGCGAGAAAGACAAUUAUUUCAGCCAUCAGCAAACAGGUGAAUGAAUCGCGAGAAAGUGCUAGAGAAGUUGUCAUGAGUAAAAAGGAGGAAAGCAUUGAAUCCACCGCGGUGUUGAAAGAGGCGAAUGUGGAAAACUUAACAACUAAGGAAAAUAAAGUCGGAAAAUUGAUUCACAGGAUUGAUUCAACAGAACAGACUUCAGAGAUAAAGAGCAAACACCAAGUCGAUGAAUUUCCGAAGAAAAAGUCUAUUCUUUCGAAAAUUGCUAUGUUCGAGCGCCAAGAUGUCGAGGACCGGGUGCCUAAAAAGAAACCUGAAAAUCUUUCAAAACUUGUAAUAAAACAUCCACCACAAAAAGUUGCGCACCUUCAUACACCGACUAUAGUGGAAGAAGUGUUAAAAAUUCGAGACGAUUCCCCCCUCUCUGCUAACAGCAAUAAAGACGUUAGUCCUUUGAAACCAGAACAAGUUACUACACUAGAUUACAACAUAAAUACAGAAAUGAAACAAGUUGGCGAGAAACACAGCAUCGACAUAAUCCAAGGGUUUAAAGAUGAAAGUUAUUACAAAUCCAAGUCCAUUACAGACAUUGACUAUAGGGUAAAGGCAGACGAAUACAAGCAAAGAGUCGAAAUGACUAAAGUUAUUUCAAGUCUAGCAAGUCAAGAUAAUAAAAAUAACCACGUAUCAUCAUCCGAUAAUAAACUGCAAGAAACACAAAAUGUUGAAAACAAAACUAAACAAGACGUUGAAAUAAGAAAAGAUAUCGUUAUUUCAAACAGCAAUAACGACGUUGGUUCUGUAAACCCUGACCUAGUAGCCACGCUCGAAUACAAAUUCGACAGCAAUAUUAAUAAUCAAAGUAUGCAAAAUGAACAAGAAACCAAAACAAAUGUCGCGAAAACAGUCACUAUAACAAGUAAUAAUAAAGAGUAUAGUGCUGUAACACCUGAUCGACCACGGACAAUUGAUUAUCAAUUCAAAGGAGUAAACAGACUUACUAGUGAAUUUGAACGCAGAGUUGAAGUGAGUAAGGACAAUAAGUUUGUUUCUAAAGACAUUAAAAUACAUCACAGACCUGGGCAAAUUGCUACGAUGGAUUAUAGAUUCGAUAGUGUUGUUAACACUCACGAAUUAAAUAAAAACAUUGAAUCAAAUGAACACAUCGCUGAAAUUACAAGACUGGAAAAGGAGGAUAUUCCUAAAACACCUGAAUCGGUUACAGCAAUCGAUUAUAAAUCCAACGUUGAUAUCACAGUACAGGACAUCGAAUAUGAGCAAAUUACUGACAAAACCGAGGAGAAAUCUGUCAUUGUUUCAGAAGAAAAAGAAGAAAAUAUAGUAACUUCUGAAGCACCAACGAUUCAAUACACAUUCAAGGACGUAAAAAAACUUGCCACCGAGUAUGAGCAAAAAGUCGAAUCUACUAAAAACUUAGAAGUACACUCUAGAACUGACACUUUAAGUCCUGGUCUAUUGAACUACGAAUCUAAAAUUUUCAGCAAAUCAACUGAAAGCUUAGGAAAAGUCAUGACAGAUGCUCCUGUUAUUUUUGUUACACCUAAAUCUGACCUUCAAAUAAAUACAAAUAUCAGUAAAGAAGACGAUACGAUCCAAAUAACAACACAGGCAAAAGAAGCUAUAGCACAUAAAGCUGCUGAGAAUAGCGAAAUUCAGUUGGUGAAACAAAUAAGCAGGGAAUACAAAGAGGCUAAAAUUGAUGAUAAUAGAUUUAUUGAAAGAGAAAAUGCACAUUCUUCUGCUCUUGAAAGAUCUAUUAGCCUGACAAACCAAAAUGCCAAUUCUAAUGUCUUUAAAAGAUCUACGAGUCUGACAACAGCUGCAACGCAAUCUAGAAACAUCAGCAGUACAACAAUUAACACAUCAAAAGCUACGUUUACACAAUCUUCUACUAAUGUUUCUAGUGGCAAUAUUGAAUUUAGAGAAGCAAGAAUUGACGGCAACGUAAUUGCAAAUGUCCAGUCUAGUAAUGUACAAAUAUUAGACAAAACAAAAGACAGUUACAGUGAAACUAAAACUGUAAAACCAAGAGGAUACGUUAUUAAGCGAGAAGGGGACUUAGCUUACGCCAGAAUUCAAGAAGAAGCAGAGCAAGGCGAUGAAAUACGGAUGUUUGAACAAAGUCCCAAACUACCGAGGACACCUGUGAAAGAGACUUCUUCAACCGUCACCAGAAAAUUCAAGAGCAUAGAAGAGAAGAAGAAAUAUUACGCAGAUGUAGACAUCAACAAUGUUAUAAAGGGAAAAGUCAGCAGGAUGAUAUCCAGGAUGACGUCGGUGGACCGACAAGAGGUGGACAAGAAAACCAUAGAUAUUAAGGAGAUGCCGCGAAAGAUGUCUGUGUUGGAGAAGAUAGCGAUGUUUGAGAGUAAAGCAGCGGCUAGCAAGACGCAAUACUCAACCGUCAGCCACACCAGGGUCGAGAAAACGAAACCCCAGGCUGUGAAUAUGACGCAGGAGGAGCUGGACGAGCGAGUGGCGGAACUGAAGAGCGCCAGGCUGAUGUUUGGCAGGAUUGAGAACGUGCCCAGUAUGCUGCUCAGGAAUGGCGUGGAGAUGCCGGUCCUCGCUCUUGGAACAGCUACGCUGGACCCUCGCCUGAUCCAGCACGUUAUAGGUGCCGCAAUAGACCUGGGUUAUAGGGCAAUAGACACCGCCUACAUCUACGGUAAUGAAAAGCAGAUAGGAGAGGCUAUAAGAGCUAAGAUUGAAGACGGAACUGUGCGACGAGAUGAGUUGUUCAUCAUUUCCAAGUUGUGGAGCACGUUUCACCGCACCGACCUGGUGGAGAAGGCGUGCAGGUCCUCGCUGGACGCCAUGGGACUUGAAUAUUUCGAUCUUUAUUUGAUACACAACCCUAUGUCUUUCAAGGAAGGCGGUGAGGCGAUACCAAAGAUAGCGACAGUGAUCCAGUACUCGCGAUUCGAUUACCUGGACGCGUGGUAUGGCAUGGAACAGCUGAUGACGAAGGGCCUGGUCAGGAGUAUAGGAGUCAGCAACUUCAACUCGGCGCAGUUGCAGAGGAUACUUGAUAAGGGGAAGAUCAAGCCGACAGUCAAUCAGGUGGAAUGCCACCCGUACCUUACCCAACAAAAACUGGACCUCUUCUGCGAAGAGCGAGACAUCAAGCUGAGCUGUUUCGGAGUACUAGGCUCAAAGGGAACGCCUGCCGAGUACAAGAGCACACUACCUCCUGUUAUUGAUGAUCCCCUGGUACAAGUGAUGGCUUCCGGCCUCAAUGUUAGCCCCGCACAACUACUUAUAAGAUAUCAGCUAGAUAGCGGCCGGAACGCGGUGGUAAAGUCAUCGUCCGCCAAGCGGCUGUGGGACAACCUGCAAGCGCUGACCUUCACGCUGUCCCAGGGCCAGGUGGAAGCUCUGCACGCGCUCAACAGAAACAAGAGGACCUUCACGUUCAUUGGAAUGGGCGACACACACAAGAACUAUCCCUUCAAAAUCGCAUUUUAAAGAUAUUAUAGUUAUACAAUAUUAUCAUAAGUAUAUUAAUUUAUAGAUAGGGUUUAAGUGAGGUAAAAGGAACAACAUGUUCUCCACCCAAUGGCACAUCUUGAGCGAAACGUAAUGAAAGAUGUCUUCGAAAUGUACAGCAGCACGAAACUCCAGUACCCGUCCAUCGCGGCGUCUCUUGCUCUGAACCUUACUUAUAAACCCACUUACUUUCCUAAAUGUCGAACUAAAGAAAUAUAAACUAGAGUUACCUCUA